This is a messenger RNA of Empidonax traillii (willow flycatcher), 1676 nucleotides long. It is a transcript of the gene SLC7A13, whose product is annotated as solute carrier family 7 member 13. Gene Ontology annotation, molecular function: L-amino acid transmembrane transporter activity. The coding region runs from base 117 to 1583 and encodes 488 amino acids. Gene Ontology annotation, biological process: amino acid transmembrane transport. The record is from RefSeq and is a predicted model, not a curated record. Gene Ontology annotation, cellular component: membrane. The transcript is spliced from 4 exons. NCBI's taxonomy places the organism in Eukaryota, Metazoa, Chordata, Aves, Passeriformes, Tyrannidae.
AAAGUAUGCUCUCUUUUCUGAAUGAUUAAGCCGAGCUUCCCAUAACAUUUCCCUAGCAGGUCAUGACAGACUGCUAACAAGAAAGUGGAUUCUGCUGUGAAAAAAAAAGAAAAAAAAUGGGAAAAGGAGGAAGCAAUGAUCCCAAAGAUGUGCAAAGAAAAGAAAAAGCCAAGAUGCAACUCAAAAGAAAUAUAGGUUAUUUUGAUGGGGUAAGUUUUAUUAUAGGAUCAAUUGUUGGGGCAGGUAUCUUUGUGUCUCCUACAGGGGUGUUAAAGCAUUCCUUACUCAACGUUGGCAUCGCACUAAUAAUCUGGACUGCAUCUGGGCUGGUUUCUCUGAUGGGUUCCCUCUGCUAUGCAGAACUGGGAACCUCUCUGCCCUUCUCUGGAGGAGAAUAUAGCCAUAUUAAAAGAGGCCUUGGAUCCCUCCCCGCCUUUGUGUUUAUCUGGACGUCAACAUUUACCAAGCCAGCAUCAAAUGCUGCUCGAGCCUUGCUGUUUGCUGAAUAUGCCACCCAGCCCUUCUAUGGCAUUUGCCCUCCACCAGAAGUGCUGAAAAAAUGCUUGGCCUUGGCCGUUCUCUGGUCCCUGGGGAUUUUGAAUGGCUGCAGUGUCAAAAUGGCUGCAUGGGUGCAGACAGUUUUCACUCUGCUGAAGAUGAUGGCCUUGUCUGUAAUUGCUGUCGGCGGCAUCGUUCUCCUCGUUGCGAGGCAAAAGGAGAGUCUGGCCAGAUUUGAGGACUUGUUCAGCUCAGAGAUUCCCAAUGCUUCGCAGGUUGCUGAAGCCUUCUUCCAAGGACUGUACGCGUAUGGAGGCUGGUGGUCCCUCAAUUAUAUGGCAGAAGAGAUGAAAAACCCCAGCAGAAAUAUCCCCUUAACUGUGAUGACUGCUGUCCCUGCAGUAAUUGUUUUUUAUUUACUGGUGAACAUCUCAUAUCUGACUGUCCUCACACCUAAGGAAAUUGUCUCCUCAGUUGCUGUGGCAGUCACUUGGGCUGAUCGAGUUAUCCCCUCUGUUGCCUGGAUCAUUCCUCUCUCUGUUGCUGUCUCAAUAUUUGGUGCCCUCAACAGCAGCAUGUUCACACUAGGUCGAUUAAGCUAUGCUGGAAGUCAGUCAGGACAUUUACCUGUUUUAAUAUCCAUGCUUAAUGUCCACUCCUGUACUCCAGCACCAGCCAUGAUUUUUUCAACCACAAUUGCAUCCAUUUUUAUCAUCCCCUCUGACCUUAUUACGUUAACAAAUUACUUUGGAUUUUCUGCCUGGCUUAUGAUUGGACUGACUUGUGCAAGCCUGAUUGUACUUCGAUACCGGGAACCUCAACUACAUCGACCAUACAAAGUGUUUCUGCCAGUUCCAUUUGUGAUGGUGGCAAUGUCUUUCUUCCUAGUUUUAGCUCCCAUAGUCUGGUCUCCCAACAUGCAAUAUGUUUAUGCUUUCCUGUUUAUGCUGGGAAGUCUUGUUGUUUAUCUACCUUUUAUACAUUUUAAAUUGCAUUUUGCAUUUCUUGACAAAAUUACUUGCCACUUGCAGCUCCUGUUAGAAGUCUCUCCUGCUGAUGGAUCUGCUGAGGGCAAAUGUGAAUAACAGGCAAAUGGUUAAUCCCGGCACAAUUAAGAGCCAACACAGGAUUUUGUUUAACUGAGAGUGUAAACAGUACUAGUUAGAUGUUAGGUGUGA